AUGGAGCGUGCUUCCGUGGAGCGUCUGCCAAUGGCUACUGUAGCUUCGAAUCAACUAACGGUGGCAAACGCUCUCGAGAUAGCCAAAGCCAAUCAGAACGGGCAAAUCCCUCCAGCCGUUACACAAACUCUUGAAAGAAACAUUGGGGAUAUCUGGCGUCGUAUCCAAACCCAACCUUCGACAUAUGUGAUGAGAAAGGAGGAGUUCGCCGUGUUCACUUACUACCGCAGCCGUUAUGACAAUAAUGCUGUGGCACAACAAGCCGUUGCCAGAUUCUGGAAUCAUUACAAAGGCGACGCACCCCGAGUCGAUGGCGCACGGUCAUCUUCCAGCACGCCAUCGGCUUCUGGCGGCCCGUCCUCCCCUCGGGGACAAGGUUCUUCUGGAGGCCGAUAG
This is a messenger RNA of Letharia columbiana, 396 nucleotides long. RefSeq lists its product as uncharacterized. The transcript is spliced from 2 exons. The record is from RefSeq and is a predicted model, not a curated record. Bases 1 to 396 code for a protein of 131 amino acids. NCBI's taxonomy places the organism in Eukaryota, Fungi, Ascomycota, Lecanoromycetes, Lecanorales, Parmeliaceae.